GUUUGGUAUCUAAUAGUAAUCACGUUGUUGUUUUUGCUGUUUGUGUUCGGAACAAUUGAGCUAUUGAUAUUUAUAGUUUUGUUGGUUGUGCUUAGUGCUGGUGUGUCUUGGUAAUUGCGGCUGAUUGUUGUGAGGUUAUUGAAGUAAGAUGCCAUUUAAAGCGUUUAAAACUAUGGUCGAGUCUAACAACAACAUACCGGGAAAUACUCCGCUAGGGUGCUUAUUAAAGCGGUGGAGGAGUGAAGGAUUUUAUCAGGAUUUGGAGAAGGAAAAGAUGAUUGAUUAUUGUAAUCAUUGGUGGCCAGAAUAUGAAAGGGUAGGGCCAGAGUGGCCGUUGAAUGGGUCUGUGGAUUAUGAGGUAAUUACUCCUUUAAUGCAGUUUCUAAAACAAAAUGAGAAAUGGGAUGAGGUGCCGUACUUGGACUUAUUCUAUCUCCUAAGGGAGAAAAAGGAGUGGCAGAAGGAAUGUGGAAUAAUGGUUUUGGAGUUAAAGAGUUCGGAAUGCGGAGGGUGUAAAGAAAAACUUAAAUGUACUCAAUGUUUGGCUCUAACCUCCCAACCAGAGGAGGAUUUAUCCCUGCUCGUGGCUCCAAAUGUUCCCCCAGCUCCUGCUUCGGCUUCCCUUUCUUCGUACCCGCCGUUACCUAGAGAUAGUAGUAGCGAUGAUAGUGAGGAAGAAAAACCGGGGGAGAGAAAGAGGGAACGCAAGAUUCCUAACGCAACUAUAAAAUUACAGCCUCAUACCCCCUCUCCCGGCCCUUCUGGAAAUGUGCAAAGAACUCCUCUUGCGAACAGGACAAGGCAAGGGCGGAAAAAUCUUGGGGAGCCCAAGCUAAUAGCUCCCUUAAGGGAAGCAGUGGGACCCCAAGGAGAUAGGGUACUGAUAAAGGUGCCCUUUUCUCCCGGAGACCUGGUAAUUUGGAAGCAGUCUGCGGGAAGCUAUCGGGAGGAUCCAGAAAGGGUGGCGCGGGUGGUAAAAAUGAUAAUUAGAACACAAAACCCGGACUGGAAUGAUUUGCAGGUGUUGUUAGACACUUUAAUGGACUCCACAGAAAAGGAGAUGGUUUUAAAAGCAGCAAAGGAGAGAGCUAGAGAGGCUAUAAGGUUGCAAUUAGCAGAAGGAACCGUGAAUGAUUUAGUGCCGAGUGAAGAUCCGGGAUGGGAUCCAAAUACAAGCGGGGGUAUGGGUGCAAUUAAAGAAUACCAAGAAUUGUUGCUGGAAGGAAUCAGAACCGGUAUGCCUAAGACGUUGAACUGGUCUAAACUGUAUUCGGUGAGACAGGAUAAAAGCGAGUCCCCAUCAGCAUUCUUGGAAAGAUUAAAGGAAACUGCCAGAAAAUAUACUAAUUUAGAAGUGGAGGAUGAGCCAGGGAAGCUACAGCUCGCAUUAAUAUUUAUGGGGCAAUCUCAGGAUGAUAUCCGAAAGAAAUUACAGAAAUUAGAGGGAGAGGAUACCCGCAACUUGGAUAAAAUGCUGGAGGUAGCCUGGAAAGUAUAUAAUAAUAGGGAAAAAGAGACUGCCAAGAAGCAGCAGGCAGGGAUUCUGGCAGUAAUCCAGCAAGCUGGAAACAGAGGGAGAGGCGGAGGUGGAUCUAUGCGGGGCCGAGGAAUGGGUCGCGGUAGGGGAGGAUUUCAAAACACUGGGGGACGGGGACAAAUUCUGGGACCUAACCAGUGUGCCUUUUGCCGUCAGGUAGGCCAUUGGAAGAACGAAUGUCCAAUGAGGAACGGGAUGAACGGGGUGGGAGCGAACAGCAGUGCGGUAAAUAAUAAUCCAGUGGGCUAUCCGAUGACUCCAAGAGAGGUCGCUCAAGCUAUGGUCUUGGGAAAUUAUCAGAAUCAGAGCUGA
Molecule: messenger RNA, 1849 nt
Organism: Serinus canaria (Common canary)
Lineage: Eukaryota; Metazoa; Chordata; Aves; Passeriformes; Fringillidae
Exons: 2
Coding region: 149-1849 (566 amino acids)
Biological process (GO): virion assembly
Molecular function (GO): zinc ion binding; nucleic acid binding
Source: RefSeq, a predicted model, not a curated record